AUGGCAGCAGAACCCGGAGAAGUGGAAUGUCGUCUAUGCGGGACCGUUCUAACCAUCAAGCCGAAGGUUGAUCAACUGGUGUGCACCAGCUUCAAGAACUACGAACGAACGGUGGCCGACUCGGAGAACGCCAAGCUGUCCGGUGGCGAUGCGGAAGUGGAUCAUGAGCCGAUUGAAAUCGAAGGUCUUCCCGUGAAUGCUAUUGGCGAUGAUUACCCGUUGCGCUUCACCGAACACGCGGACAUCAAAUGGGCCGAUUGGAAGGAUUCCGAUAUUUUUUUGGUCUUCUUUCUCGGUCGGCGGAUGGUCGAGCGACCCGUGGCCGCGCCUCGACGAAAGCCACAAGGCAAUAAUCCGUCGGCGUUAAUCACCGUCUUCCGUGCCCUCACCACUAGCCAAUCUCCCGAACAACGCGAGGUCCAAACAAAUGUAUUGGCAAGGGAUUGCAAGGAGGUUCAGGAUCGAAUCGAUCUUCUCGUGAAAAAUCAUCACCAUGACGUUGAAGAAAGUCUAGUGGCGUUUCGAGAUGUUUCAACGAAGAUUUCCUCUUGUCGGGAACGAAUUUACAACGUCCGUAAUGCGUUGUCAAAUUGCCGGAAUCUGUUCCAAUCGCGUCGCGAUGACCUGAAACGUUUGUGGGAAGAGGACAAGCAGCAGCGCCAUAUCAACGACAUUCUGCAAAAGCUCGAAGAGCUCCGGGAGGUGAAGCACCGAGUGGAUGUGAUGAUUGAGCAGAAUCAGUAUUUUGAUGCGGCUCGAACGAUUGCGAAUUCGAGGGAUUUGAUAGAGACGAAAUUCGCGUCGGUCUCCGGUCUCUCGCAGCUACGCGCCCAGCUGGCCGAUUCUUCCGAAGCGCUGGCGAAAAAGAUCGAGGUUCAGCUGGCCGAGAUGGUGGUGCAAGAGCCGUUUGAGCAACAGAUGGUUGACGUGGUGCGCGGGAUGCCGGAAGGUUGGAUUGGAGAAAGCGAGCUAACGCUGCGCCUCUACCGCAAACUCAAUCAGCAACGUCAUACGAACAAUACGGCUCUGCAGAACCGGAUUCAGGAGCACCUGGCCGCUCUUUCUGUGCUUGAUGGGGCGCAGCUUGUCGUCGAUCGUCUUUUAGCCCUAUCAGCCACGCAGAUUUCGAAGCAGGUUGAAUCUGCGACUGGCACUCAGUUAUGCCAACUCCGGCGAUUCAUCCACAGCUUCGUCAUUGAGGAAUUUGUGGAGCGAGUGACGAGAACGUUAGAAGGGCGAUUGGCCGAGGCGCUGAAGCUGGACGAUGCGCGAACUGUGGCUAGCAACGAAUCGCCAAUCCUGCCAUCUGCCGAACAAGUCCGAGAUAUGUGCAAUGAAAUUCACGAGUUCAUCAUGCAAAUGGAUAAUUAUGCCCCAAGAUUUGCGGCCGUUUGGCUUCUGGUCCUCUCCGAAUACACCCGCCACAUCAACGAGCUGUACGAAAAGACAACAGCUCCGGUGUGGUUGUCUUCAGAGGCGCGCAAAUUGAUAGACUCCCUUCCUUCGAACGUCCGCAAAGCUAUACGCGAGCAUCCUGUUCAUGUCACCUAUCGAGACGGAAAAGUGUCGCAAGAUGAGCCCGUGUUGAAGGGCCUUGAUGCGAGCAUUAGCCAGUUGCAAUCCGUCUCCGCCACCUGCCUUCUCAUGCUUCAUCUGGAGCUCCUCCUUUCCAGAUAUAUCUUUGACGGUCUUGGGCAUCUGUGUGCCGCCAUCUUUAUCCACUCGAGUCAGCACAUGCAACGCCUGACAGAAAUUGGAAGAAAACGUGUGACGCGUAAUAUUUGGGGGGUUCAGCAACGGCUUGCCCAGCUGACAGCCCGUCGCGAAGCUGAACUCGAUCGUGCACGAACUUUCUUCGAGUUGCUCUCCCAUGAACCGGACGAACUUCUUUGCGUGCUUGCCGAUAGAAGGAGCUCGACAGAACUG
Molecule: messenger RNA, 1926 nt
Organism: Mesorhabditis spiculigera
Lineage: Eukaryota; Metazoa; Nematoda; Chromadorea; Rhabditida; Rhabditidae
Source: the annotation of a GenBank genome assembly